Molecule: messenger RNA, 1350 nt
Organism: Marmota flaviventris (yellow-bellied marmot)
Lineage: Eukaryota; Metazoa; Chordata; Mammalia; Rodentia; Sciuridae
Gene: Sh2d4a
Product: SH2 domain containing 4A
Cellular component (GO): cytoplasm
Molecular function (GO): phosphatase binding
Source: RefSeq, a predicted model, not a curated record
AUGCUGAGACAGAUACUGUCAGAGAUGUACAUAGAUCCUGACCUCCUGGCUGAGCUCAGCGAAGAGCAGAAACAGAUCCUGUUCUUCAAGAUGAGGGAGGAACAGAUCCGACGAUGGAAAGAAAGAGAAGCAGCCAUGGAAAGAAAGGAGUCCUUGCCAGUGAAAUCCAGACCAAAGAAAGAGAAUGGCAAAUCUGUCCACUGGAAACUGGGAGCGGACAAGGAAGUGUGGGUCUGGGUGAUGGGUGAACACCAUCUGGAUAAGCCCUACGAUGUGCUCUGCAGUGAGAUCACUGCUGAGAGGGAGCGGCUGAGAACCGAGCAGGAAGCUGAGGAGCUCAGAAAAACUCAGUCUGAAGAAUUCACCAAUAACUUGAAAACAAAAUCACAGUGCUCUGAUCCACAAACACCAAAUAACUGGAAAACACAGAAUGCCUGCAAGAAAGUGGCAGAAGAGGAAGAAGUGAGGCAAGAAUCCAGAUCAGCACGCAUCCUGGAAGAAAAGAAAACCCAGUCAUCCUGCAGUUCAUCAAGAAAUAUUCAACAAAUGUUGACAGAUUCUAUCAAUCGUAUGAAGGCAUAUGGAUUCUACCAGAAGAAAGAAUUGGUAAAGGAAAAACAAGACGAAGAAAUAAAACAAGUGGAGGAAGACAAAACCAAGCAGAUUUAUAAGAACUGGAAAGAAGAUUCCGAGUGGCAGGCCUCCCUGAGAAAAUCCAAAGCAGCUGAUGAGAAGAGACGCUCCUUGGCUAAACAGGCGCGGGAAGACUACAAGAGGUUAUCCCUGGCAGCCCAGAGAGGAAGAAGCGGUGAGGGACUGAGUGUUCCUCAGAAACCCAGAAGGCCUCCCCUUCCACCCAAGCCUCAGUUCCUACCCCCAGCGGGACACCCCCCAAAGCCUCUUGGCAAUCAGGGCGUGACCAGGACGGCUUCCAGCUCGGCCCAGGAGGACAUCAUCCGGUGGUUCAAGGAGGAGCAGCUGCCCUGCCGAGCAGGCUACCAGAAAACCUCAGACAGCAUCGCCCCCUGGUUCCAUGGAAUUCUCACACUAAAGAAAGCCAACGAACUCCUGAGCACGGGCCUGCCCGGCACUUUUCUGAUCCGAGUGAGCGAGAAGAUGAAGGGCUAUGCCUUGUCCUACCUGUCGGAGGAGGGCUGCAAACACUUCCUGAUAGAUGCCUCUGCCGACACCUACAGCUUCCUGGGUGUGGACCAGCUGCAGCAUGCCACCCUGGCAGAUUUGGUGGAAUAUCACAAGGAGGAGCCCAUAACUUCCCUGGGGAAAGAACUGCUGCUCUACCCUUGUGGGCAGCAGGAACAGCCACCUGACUACCUGGAGCUCUUUGAGUGA